UAUUAGAAAGGAGAAAGAAAGGGAAGCAAAUCCCAAGCACGGCAAUUGAAAGCACACAUGCUUAACAAAAAACAUUCAAAAUUAUAUUGAAGUGUACAACGUAUUCCAAAGUAUCACAAAGAGAACACAACCCCAGGAAAUUGAUUGUUAGACACCAGUAUCUUAGGAAUGAAUUUGAGUUUGUAUGUGAUUGUGAGUUUAGCGUAUCUCCAUUAAGAAAAACAUUUUAGUUUUGCUUAUCACUGUGUUCACAGAAAAGUGGAUACUUUAAUAUACUUUAGGUAGAAGCAAUGUUGCAUGGGGUAUUAAGACAAUCAGAGUCAAAUCUGGUCAAAUUACCCAACUAAGCAUUAGUUCUUCUCUAUAAACUGUGAGUAGUACCAACCUUGCAGAGUUAGCAUGGGGAUUAAAAUCGGUCUGUCACAGAAAGGGCUUAGCCCUGUGCCAAUACAUAGUAAUCAUUCAAUAAAUCUUUAUGAAAAUCAUCAUCAUCAUUAUCCAGAGGCUAAAACAUACCAAAUUUUAAAAAAAUGUUUUUCUUUAACAUAAAAUUCUGUAUAUUUUAUUUCUUUUAAAUAUGGGACAUAAAAACACCAGGACAGGUAUUUAAGGACAGCGCUAACUUCAUGAUUACAAUUUUUAUUUGGCAAAUUUCUCCAAAAGCACUAGAUGGCGAUCUUCUCCUUUGAGAAAAAUAAAAAAUUAAAAACAACCCAACUAAGGUUUCAUGAAUACUUAUUCUUUGACAUUAUUAGUGUUAUAGAUUUAGAAGCAACGAAGGGUAAUGUCACAUCUUUGAACACCGGACCAUCAGAAUAGUAGAAUUUCUAGAUUUUGUGGUUCUAACCCAGGAACUGCAUGGUAGGGAAAUCACUCUUCAUGGGUAUUAGGUGUCCUGGAUUCAAACUCUGCCCUUGGGUAAUCUUGGACUGCCCCUUCCAAGAUCUCUCUUUGCUUCUUAAAAUAAUAAGUGGUUGAGUUAGAUCAUCUUUAAAAUUUUAGCUCUACUAUGCUAUGACUUUUAAUAACUCAAUGUUUAUUCUUUUACCAGGAUGUCUGUUCUCAUGCUUUCCUGUGCUCUAAAUUAAAUAUUUCUUAAGCCAGUAGACAAGAUUUAAAGUCACUAGGUAUUAGCAUUAAGUUAAAAUGGCCAUAUUCAGAAAUAAGUUUUAUUUUGGAAAACAGAGAUGAAUUUAGGGUUUUGAGGUGUGUGUAUGAAAUUGUGAUUUAAAUGUUAUAUUUUUUCCCAUCUGCAGGAGAAACAAAUUUGAAUAGUUUCUUCAUUUAAGAUUGUAUAGACUUGGAUAAAAUCUUUUAAGAGUCAUUUUAACCCUAUUUUUCUUUCUUCCAUAAAUAAGUUGAAGCUAUGCCUGAUUAAAGGUUCUUAUGUAUUAUUUUUACAUGUUAAUUAUUUUAGUGUUUCUCAAAGGAUGAUAGCAGAUUAAGUUCACAGAUAGAAACAACAGAAUAGUUAACUAUUAAUAACACAGAAAAUCUUUCUCAAAUAUGAGUAGAUGGAGCCAGACUUGAACAUCUGGUGCUAUUAAGAAAUUCAGAUGAGGUUUAAAAUAUUUUUAAUUUAAGAAAAUCAGAUGAGUAGAUAUUAUAGUAAAUAAUGAAGAAAUCCCCAGAAUAAAAUUUAUUUAUAAACAAAAGUAUAUAACUGUUUUUACCUUAGUUGUUUCAGAGAAGAUGGAAGGAUUUGUUUUUGUAAGUUGCCAGUAAUUAUAUUGUACAUUGAUUUGACUUUUUCUUUUUAAGUUACUGUUUCAAAAUUCUUUGGUAUCUCAGUUGCAACUGUUUUUCUCAUUUUAAAAAAGCUUUACUAAGUUGUUGAUCAUAAAGAAAUACUUCUGUCUCUCACACACACCAAGAUAAACUCUUAAAGUGAUUCAUGUUAUGAAAAGUUCUCUCUGUGACAUAUACACUAUAAAAAAAGGGAGGGUAGGAAUUAGCAAACACUGUGGCUGUAAUGGGUAGAACAAUCCCUUUAACACAGGGUAGGUGAUGGGAACACAGGUAGACCAGAUACACAGAUGAUUAUGGAGGCAAGUUCUCACCAGACUGGACCCGGGAGGGUGACCCAGCAGUUUGGUACCGCAGGCCGUCCCUUCAGAACCAUGGGGUGACGACUUGGAUGCUCCAUAUAUGAAAUUUAACGGUAGUAGAUGAAAUAAAAUACAGACUCUUAAGAAGUUCACAAUCAACGCCUGGCCUUUCUUUUUUUCAGUAAACAUCUGGAUUACCAUAUGUUCAUCCAACUUCUUCACCUUCAAUUUUAGUUCACAAUUUCCAGUAAAGUUUCAUGUUGAAAAAAAUCUGGAACUACUAUGGCUCUGUCAUUCUUAUUACUUAGGGUCACAAGCAGGGGACUUCACAGAACGAACAUACACAUACCCCUUAGGCGUCUAGAGCAGAAAAGAAGUAAAAGGUGAAAGCAAAGAUGAAUUUGUGCAGGUUAUUGUCUAAGGGCAGUUUAAUAUUUAUGAAAUGUCUUUUUCUCUCACACACUCUCACACACUCACAUACACUUUAGGAUCCAGUUACAAGCGCUGCGUCAUCCUCCAGAUCACAUGGUAAUUGUUGCUAUUUCAAGGAUCAAGUGGCAUAAAGCUCCCCCCGCCCGCCUCGCCCCCCUUCCCCUGGUACCACGGACCGUGGAAAGUGACUUUCGUGUGAUGGAGUGAGACCAGGCUCUCUGAUCAGCCUCAGCUAGAAACUGGGCUCGGCGGCGGGGCGGCGCGCGUGUUCUCACGGAGCGGCUGGGAAGGGGACGGAGGAGGGGGUCUCAGGGGAGGACGGGCAGCUCUAAUUGGUUUCUCAAUGAAAGAUAAUCACCUAUCCCCCGGAGAGGCUGGGGAUUAGCACUCUGCCUCUCCCCUCCACCGCCGUUAGACGUCUCAUCCUCCCCUCGGCGCUUCCAGUGCGUCCAGCAGGAGCGGGUCGAGGGCAGCCUCGCCGCCCGCACUCGGCGCCCGUCGCUCCCUCCGUGCUCGCCUCUCCCGGCCGCGUCCCGCCGCCGCCGCCGCCCGGGAAAAAGUUUCGCGGAGGGGCUGGGGAAAAUGAGCGAGCUGGAGGAAGACUUCGCCAAGAUUCUCAUGCUCAAGGAGGAGAGGAUCAAAGAGCUGGAGAAGCGGCUGUCAGAGAAGGAGGAGGAAAUCCAGGAGCUGAAGAGGAAGCUCCACAAAUGCCAGUCGGUGCUGCCAGUGCCCUCGCCCCACAUCGGCCCGCGGACCACCCGGGCGCAGGGCAUCUCGGCCGAGCCGCAGACCUACCGGUCCUUCCACGACCUCCGGCAGGCGUUCCGGAAGUUCACCAAGUCCGAGAGGUCCAAGGAUCUUAUAAAGGAAGCAAUCCUUGACAAUGACUUCAUGAAGAACUUGGAGCUGUCACAGAUCCAGGAGAUUGUGGAUUGUAUGUACCCGGUGGAGUAUGGCAAAGACAGCUGCAUCAUCAAAGAAGGCGAUGUGGGGUCCCUGGUGUAUGUCAUGGAAGAUGGGAAGGUUGAAGUUACUAAAGAAGGUGUUAAGUUGUGCACCAUGGGCCCAGGAAAAGUGUUUGGGGAGUUGGCUAUUCUUUACAACUGUACCCGGACAGCGACCGUCAAGACUCUUGUAAAUGUGAAACUCUGGGCCAUCGACCGACAAUGUUUUCAGACAAUAAUGAUGAGGACAGGACUCAUCAAGCACACGGAAUACAUGGAAUUUUUAAAAAGCGUUCCAACAUUCCAGAGCCUUCCUGAAGAGAUACUCAGCAAGCUUGCUGAUGUCCUUGAAGAGACCCACUAUGAAAAUGGGGAAUAUAUUAUCAGGCAGGGUGCAAGAGGAGAUACCUUCUUUAUCAUCAGCAAAGGAAAGGUAAAUGUCACUCGUGAAGACUCACCAAGUGAAGACCCAGUCUUUCUUAGAACUUUGGGAAAAGGAGACUGGUUUGGGGAGAAAGCCUUGCAGGGGGAAGACGUGAGAACAGCGAACGUAAUUGCCGCAGAAGCUGUGACCUGCCUUGUGAUUGACAGAGACUCUUUUAAGCAUUUGAUUGGAGGGCUGGAUGAUGUUUCUAAUAAAGCGUAUGAGGACGCUGAAGCUAAAGCAAAAUAUGAAGCUGAAGCUGCUUUCUUCGCCAACCUGAAGCUGUCUGACUUCAACAUCAUUGACACCCUUGGAGUCGGAGGUUUCGGACGAGUGGAACUGGUCCAGUUGAAAAGCGAAGAAUCCAAAACAUUUGCAAUGAAGAUUCUCAAAAAACGGCACAUUGUAGACACCAGACAGCAGGAGCACAUCCGCUCUGAGAAGCAGAUCAUGCAGGGGGCUCAUUCCGAUUUCAUAGUGAGACUGUAUAGAACAUUUAAGGACAGCAAAUAUCUUUAUAUGCUGAUGGAAGCUUGCCUAGGUGGAGAGCUCUGGACCAUUCUCAGGGAUAGAGGUUCGUUCGAAGAUUCUACAACCAGAUUUUACACAGCAUGUGUAGUAGAAGCUUUUGCCUAUCUGCAUUCCAAAGGAAUUAUUUACAGAGACCUCAAGCCAGAAAAUCUCAUCCUAGAUCACCGAGGUUAUGCCAAACUGGUUGAUUUUGGCUUCGCAAAGAAAAUAGGGUUUGGAAAGAAAACAUGGACUUUUUGUGGGACUCCAGAGUAUGUUGCCCCAGAGAUCAUCCUGAACAAAGGCCAUGACAUUUCAGCUGACUAUUGGUCCCUGGGAAUCCUAAUGUAUGAACUUCUGACUGGCAGCCCGCCUUUCUCAGGCCCAGAUCCCAUGAAGACCUACAACAUCAUCUUGAGGGGGAUUGACAUGAUAGAAUUUCCAAAGAAGAUUGCCAAAAAUGCUGCUAAUCUAAUUAAAAAACUAUGCAGGGACAACCCGUCAGAAAGAUUAGGGAAUUUGAAGAAUGGAGUAAAAGACAUUCAAAAGCACAAAUGGUUUGAGGGCUUUAACUGGGAAGGCUUGAGAAAAGGCACCUUGACACCUCCUAUAAUACCAAGUGUGGCGUCGCCCACAGACACGAGCAAUUUUGACAGUUUCCCUGAGGACAACGAUGAACCACCGCCUGACGACAACUCAGGAUGGGACAUAGACUUCUAAUGUAUUUCUCUCACCUGCUUCUGCCUUGCUGAAGACAGCUUUUCCUGAGACACAGCUGCCAGCAAACCUGAGGGAAAGAGAGAAGAUUAGUGCUCGGGGUCACCAUGAUGCCUUGGACCGAUGCUGCUCCAGGAACUACAGUGGCAUUAGGACUUACCGCUUAAAUGACAGUAGUGCUCUUUACAUGUUUUCUGUUUGAACCUAACGUAGCAGUUGACAUGGUGGUCCUGAAGCCAAGCCUUUCACCAGUAAAGAGAUGUUUUCUAUUGUUGCAAUGAUCUUGCUUUGCUCUGAUUAUAAUUUGAAAGGCUGUAGGAAACACUUCAAUCUAGUAAAAGAGAAUGUACCUUGCUGGAAUAUCCAAGAAGAUGAAAGAAUAAUAUAUUGGGUACGAUAGAUUACUAUGGUACAGAAACUGGGCUAUUCCCUUUUUUCAAGUGAAGGUUGCGGGAUCUAUUAUUGCAAGCUGGUAUAUACACCAUACAAGAGGACCACACAUCUGUUGGCCACAGAGUUCAUGUCAAACCAGUGCUAGAAGUUUUACCAUUUUAUUUCCCAGUAGUGCUGAUGACAAGACUGAAUGUUACCUUUUCUUUCUGACAGAUUUUAAAAAUUGAUAUGAUAAAAGCACAACUGCUAUGGAUUCUGCUGAGACCUCUUAUAGCAGGUAUAUAUGUGUUCUCAUGGAGGAUUGAAAAAUAAUGCAUGAUUUCUUUUCUUUUUUGAUAAAUUGGCAUGACAGAGUGGGAAAAAAGGCAACUCACAAAACCAUUUAAUUUAAAAAAAUAUAUUCUGUCAAAGAUGGGUCCUGGAAGUAAAUGACUAGCAGCCAAUUGGUUUUAUUUAUUACCUAACAUACCCUCAAACUGAGGCUUAAAGUAUUCCCUUUUAUAAAAAUAAACCCUUGGGGUGGAGUGGGGUUGGGAGGGAUUAAAACUGAUCCAAAAAAUAAAUUAAAAACUAUAUAGGUGCUAUGUAUAUCUUUCAUCUGUAAAUGUCAGUGUCUGAACAGACAACAUAAAUUCUAAUCAUUACAUGUGUAGCCAGAGACUCAAGCAUUUCCAGUAAAUUUAUUAAAUCAAACUUCUGUCAGAUUUCACUUAUACAACACAGUCUAGGGUUGAGGGACAAAGGUGAUUAAAAACUCAUUUAAACCAGCUUCUUGUCUUAGGCCUGAACCAAAAAAUACCAAAUUAAAAUUUAAAAAUGAAGAAAAAAGGCAAAUAUAGAAAGCAUAAAGUCAAAAACGAUUUACCAGACCAGGAGGAGGAACCUUCCUUCCUGGAGGUCGGGGAAGAAGACCAGACCCAGGUGUGGAUUACCUUUUUUGUGAAUGAGCCCAUGUGAGAGUCCACUUACUUGUAGAGAGGAAAUCGGGAAGCUGAUUUUUUAAAAAUAAAUUUUAGCUAAAAAGGAUAGAGAUAUUACAAUCCUGAAAUUUCAUCAUUCCUAGGAAAGACUAGAUUUUGCACAUAUCAAUCCUAUUUGUUUUCUUCACAUGGGGAAAAGAAUCAGCAAAUUAAACUGGGUCCUUGGGUGACAGGCUAGCAGCUAUCAUAAGUAACAUGGUCAUGAGGGAGCUUUUCCUGGACAAUAUCAUUGUACCUACCCAUGAAAGUACAUAACUUUUCAAGUUGUCAUCCCAAUUUAGAACUGAGAAUGAAUUUGGUAUGUAAAAUUGAGGUUUGCUUUAUUUCAAUAGAAAGUUGUUUUUGUUAUUUUUAAUCAACUGUGGACAUUUCUACAAAAAAGAUAAGUAUGUCUCAUCGGAUCAUUAUACCCUAGCCAAGGAGGCAUGUAUUAUGAAUUUAGUUUGAAUUUGUUACACUUAAAACUACUUUAGAAUAUGAUAUCUUAUCAGAAUAUAAUACUCUAAAAGAGUUUGGAGGAGAAAAGUGCUAAGGGUAUCAAAUAUAAUUGGAAAACCCUUAAAUUAAAACUUUGAUCCUGGUCAAGCAAAAUGGCUCACACCUGAAAUCCUAUUACUCUGGGAGACGGAGGCAGGUGAACUGCUAGAGCUCAGGAGUUUGAGGCCAGCCUGAGCAAGAGUGAGACUCCAUCUCUACUAAAAAUAGAAAAACUAGCCAGGUAUGGUGGGUGCCUGUUGUCCCUGUUACUGGAGAGGCUGAGGCAAGAGGAUUGCCUAAGCCCAAGCAUCUGAGGUUGCUGUGAGCUAUGCACACCCUACCCAGGGUGACAGAGUGAGACUCUGCCUCAAGAAAAACAAUCAAAAAACAAAACAACAAAAGGAAAACUUUGAUCCUGAGAUCUUAUUGUUAUUUUUGUGUUAUUAGAGUUUUCCCUCCCUUACAGUUUCAUAAAAUCAAUCUGUUCCCCCCAAGAUUUACACUCUCUUCUACAGAUUUUAGAAAACACAAAUAUGUCAAGCUGAAAUCCAACUAUGAAUGCUAUUUCAAAAAUUUUAUAUUUCUUUUAAUUGGACUUUUAAAAAUAUACAAUUACAACAUUAUAGUCAAUGUUCAUCAACUUUUGUUGAAUGAUAGCGUGGUUUAAGCUUGCUUGCUAGAAUUUUAAAUUUUCCUCGUCAUUAGGAAGGAGAAUCUACUCCUAUAACUUUUCAAAUAUCCCCAAAGUCCCAGAGAUAAGCAAUUACUGUGGAUUUUGGAGCUAUGGUUCAAGUCUAAGACAACCCAAUCUGAAUAAAUUCUACGGAGAAGGAAGAAGUAGCAUUCAGCACAAUGUGACUGUAGAUCGUUCCUCCCAUUUGUUCCUGCAUCUUUGUUCAUUUCACCAGUGGCAUUGCAUUAGGAUGUCUAAAGCACUCACUAGAAAAAUAAAGGUGAACUGCAUCUUCCAUGAAUUACUAACAGAAAGCAUUCAUCUAAUUUUCAACAUUGCAUUUAAAGGAUUUAAAUCUUGUCUUAACAAAGAUGCUAGGGCUAUAAUUCGUGGUCAGUUACCUAAAGUGCAUCUCACUUUAUUUAUGGAUUUUUCAUCCCCCCUCUAUUUUCUUACACUAAAAAACAUCCGGGUAAGUUAGAAUAGUGCCAACUUAAUUUGAUUUGUUAACUGACUUUCUUUUUAAUACUUUAAGAAUGGGAAAUAAGGGCUUUUCUGUGUGUCUUGACUCACAGGAAAAUUGAAAACUGCCAAGGAAAGGAACAUCAUAAUAUUUGAUACAGAUUGAAUACGGGAGAGAAAAUGAUUUCUGGAAAAUUUCUAUAAAUGAUUUUUAUGUUUAUAUCUUCUUUCUUAUUAAGAUAUGAAUCAGAUCCUACAGCAUUUAGAACAAAUUUGAUUUUAUUCUUUACCAGUCAUAAUUUUUACUUAAAACUGUGGAAUAUGCAUGUGAAUUACACAUGUAUAAUAAUAUAUAAACUCAACUAUUGAAUUUUUCUUGUUUUAUUUCCGAAUGACUAAACUGAUAAUGAACUUCAAUUUAACAAAGUCAGCUACCAUAUUGAAAAAUAGGGUACUAGAACUGAUUUCAUACAAUAGAGGUGAUCUGUGCAUUAUUCAUAACAACAUUUUCUUUCACAAUAGGACCACAGACAAAUAUUUAUGUAAAUAGAUAUUUUUGUGUGAUAUUUUGUGGUACAUGUAACUUUUUUUAGUGUUUCACAGCAUUAUUAUUUCAUUUUAUUUGUACUGAAUAAUGUUUUUAGGUCCAAGUAGACUUGAAUUAAUGUCAUAAUUGUCAGUAUUAUUGAAAAUUAUGUCAACUGUACUGUUAUUCAUCUGUCCCAUAGUUUAGAACAUGACCUGGCUGUCUGGCAUUGUUGCAAGUGCCUUAAAUUCAUGGCAUCCUAUUAAAAAAACAAAUUUGGUGUUAUGCUGCAUGACAGAGACAAACACACCUCAAAAUGUUGUCCUUUCUUAGCUUGCUGCGUUUUACAGUUCUUUCUGCUGAAAAUUUCUAAGCCUUUAUUAUAUAAUAUUGAUGAAUUACAGAAAUGAUGAAGUUGUUCUCUUAUUUCUGUUAAAUGUACCAGAGCUGUGUAUCUGUUAAUGAGAUACAGCGUCAUUUCUGUGAAAUGUAUAAAUGUAUGUGCAGGUCCAAUUAAUAUAUGACAUACUAUCAGUCUGUAUACAGGUAUUCCUGUUUUGCUAAGCUGUGCAGAUUCUGUAAAAAAAAAAAAAAAGAAAAAUUAGUGCAGUUGAGUUCUAACAUAUCUCGUUUUAUAGACUCCAUUAACAAUGGUUCAACCCAGAAGAAAAAUUGGAAGGGACUGCUAACCACACCUCGUUCUGAAACCAAUGAUGAAAAAAGUACCUUGGUGCACCACUCAACAAAACAGGAUGCUUUCUCUGAGUUCUUGUAUAUGCAAGUCAUUUAUGAGGCAAGUUUCCAAUCGACCUAGAAAGCAAAACAUUGAAAGUGUGUUGUGAGCCCUCCUCUCUAUCUGCCCCUGCACCAACAGACAGCUCUGGGACCUUGACAAUGACUCGGAGAUUGGGGCUUUCUGAGUAAAGGGACAUUUCUUUAAGCAUCAUCUACCCAAUUUAUUUCAAUAUAUGAUGUUUUUACAACUGGUCAUUUCUUUUGUACUCUUACAGCUAUGGUUAUUUGAUUGUCCUCUUACAAUUUGUUCUACAUGAAAGAGUCCUUUGUUAGUCAGAAUGCAACAAACUGUCAUCAAAUGGUCACUGACCACUUGCACUCUUUUGAUGUAGAUUAAAAACUUUUUCAUAAACUUAACCUGCUUUGAUUUGCUCUGUAUUUUUCCUGCAGCUGUAAUUGCCGAGUGCCUGUUGUAUACUUUAUAGAGUUGAAAUAAAAAAAUUACUUUUGAA
This is a messenger RNA of Nycticebus coucang (slow loris), 9833 nucleotides long. It is a transcript of the gene PRKG1, whose product is annotated as protein kinase cGMP-dependent 1. Gene Ontology annotation, biological process: protein phosphorylation. The coding region runs from base 3063 to 5078 and encodes 671 amino acids. The transcript has 18 exons. Gene Ontology annotation, molecular function: ATP binding; cGMP-dependent protein kinase activity. Lineage: Eukaryota; Metazoa; Chordata; Mammalia; Primates; Lorisidae. The record is from RefSeq and is a predicted model, not a curated record.